Teleopsis dalmanni is the source of this 3798-nucleotide messenger RNA. RefSeq names its product zinc transporter foi (gene foi). The transcript is spliced from 9 exons. Gene Ontology annotation, cellular component: membrane. NCBI's taxonomy places the organism in Eukaryota, Metazoa, Arthropoda, Insecta, Diptera, Diopsidae. The record is from RefSeq and is a predicted model, not a curated record. Gene Ontology annotation, molecular function: zinc ion transmembrane transporter activity; calcium ion binding. Gene Ontology annotation, biological process: intracellular zinc ion homeostasis; zinc ion import across plasma membrane. The coding region runs from base 967 to 3222 and encodes 751 amino acids.
AACGAUUUUUUUGUUCAGUUGUGCAAAGUGCACUGUGAAAACAAGUAACGUAAAAGUGUGCAAAUAUGGUCAGAGAAAUUAUAAGUGAAUAAAUAAUUCGAUUUUUACCUAUUUGAAAUUGAAAUUAAUAAACAUACUAAUUAUGCAAGAUAGAAUGGUAACCAUGAAUGAUUUGUACAACAAAAUUCGAAGUUCUUAAAAUCGGCUAUUUUUCCUUUUUUGCAUAAGAUGUGUUUUUAAUCACAGAAGAUUAAAACGAAUAUAAAAUAUAUUUACUUAAAAGAUUUCGAAAUUUAAACGACGCCAAAUUUAAUAUCUUAUUAAUAAUUUUGUAAUUCAGCGGCUACAAUAAAACACAUUCUAGUGCUUCAUUUCCGCAUAUAGAUUGCAUAAUAAGCGUGUCUCUUUCACUUCUGACAAUUGUUGAUGUAGAAUGAACAGAUUGCAGCAAAAGUGGGACGAAGUUCGAAAAGAGUAAACAAAUAGUAAAACGAAAUUAUUUAAAUUAAUUUUAAAAUGAAACAUGCAAUAUAUGUUACUGAAAUGAACUUACUCAAUAUCCCUAAACUAUUUCUACGACUAUUUGCCGCCUACGAAUUAUAAAAAAAAAUUGUGCAGCUAUUCUAGCAACAAAAAUUUUGAUUUUUCCAUAUAUAUAUGUAUAUGCAUGUGUGAGUGUGUUUCUAAGAUAUGUUUCAUAAAUAUAUUAACUAAAAAUGCGUUCAACUAUAAAUAAACUAAUGAGAAACCGAAGGACGCUAAGAUUUUCGUUAUAGAAAAUGUUAACUAACAUAAUGCAGCAUUAUUUAAACUAAAUUGGACUUUUUAGACGUGCGCUGUGUUGAUGAAUGAAUAACUUCUAUUGGAUUAUUUUCAACAUUUUCAUUCUAAAUUUAUAGUUAUAGUAAUUUAUUUAUUUUAAACAUAUUAAACGUACCGAAAAUCAACGUAAAAUCAUAAAUCAAAAUGGCUCGGCACAUAAUGGCCGUAUGUGUCGUUUGUCUCCUAUGUGCUGAUCGCUUGCCGUGUCAACAGCAUAUUGAAGGAAUUUUCCCAGAAACACAACAACUACCUAACCCUCAUCCUAACUUGAACGCUAAGGUCUACCAGCAUGCUGAUUUUGUAAAAAAUCCCCCUCAAAUCCAAGCCACCGAUAAGCAUUUUCCUAAUAAUUUUGAGGCGAGUAAUAAAGUAAGAGAACAAAAGAACCAUAUCCACCAUAGACGUAAACGACACGUUGGGCAUGGCGACGAAAGAGUUCGAAAUCUUAGACCCGAAAUAACUGACGAAUUUUUAGUUCGUAUAUUUAGUGAGUAUGGUCAAGGCGAUGGACGAAUUAGUGCUAGCGAAUUUAAACGCAUGUUGAAACAAUUGGGAUUGCAUCAACUGCUGGAGACGCAUUUUAUCAAAGAAGCGAACAAUGAAACCUGCAUUUCAGAUUCGAAAUUAAUGCAUCAUAUACAGUCGCACGAUCUAAGUCACAAAAAUCAUAAUCAAAACAAAAUACCAGACCACUCGCAUCAGCAUGAUGAACUGACACGGAAAGCAGUCAAUUGCACUUUACGUUCAAAUGGUUCUACUUCAGUUUCAUUGCAUGAACAUAACCAUAUACAUUCGGAAGAUGAAACAGAGGGAAUACACAUUGCUUGCAGUUCGAAUUAUUCAUUAAGUGCUGAAGAUGUGAUAAAUAUAUGUCCAGUUUUACUUUAUCAGUUGGCUUCGCCAUCUACUGAUGAACGUACUGGUUGCAUUAAAGGUUCAGUUUUAUCCAAUGUUGAUAAAUAUGAAGCUGCGGAUUAUGACCAAAAUAAAGAAGAUAUUUUUCACGUUUGGGUUUAUGCGUUUGUAUCAGUGUUCGCCUGCUCUAUAUUGGGUUUAGUGGGAGUAGCUAUAAUUCCAUUUAUGGAUUCGCGUUAUUAUAAGCAUAUUAUACAGUAUCUGGUAUCAUUAGCUGUAGGUACGAUGACUGGUGAUGCGUUGCUACAUCUUUUACCACAUGCGAUUGCAGGUCAAUCAGAGAAAAAUAUGGUAUUUAAGGGUCUUGCAUGCAUGGGCGGUAUAAUUUUUUUUUAUAUUACUGAACACGGUUUAACAAUGAUUUCUGAAUGGCGAAAAAAAAUAGCAAAAAAGGAGACCAAGCAACCGUCAAGGGCCAAAGUAGUAAGAGAUCCAGAUUCUUCAAUUAACAAUUCUGUAGCUGGUGAUAAAUUGUGUAAAUCCAAGUAUAGUUCAUAUCCAUAUUGCUAUGACGAAAUUGCAAUGGAUUCGAAAAAUGAUGUAUGGCUUCAUUAUCCUAAUAAUACAAGUGCUGGUGAAACUCUUGAUAUUGUGGGUAAUAUCAGUGAUCGUAGACGAAACACGAAAACAGAAGCAGAUGUUUGUGAAAUGGCAGCACAAUCUUUGUUGUCAACUUCACAAAAUAAUUAUGCACCAAUGACAGAACUGAACAAUCAUCAUCAUAACCAUAACCAACAUCAUCAUAAAGAUCAUCAGCAUCAUUUACCUGAUAGUAAUACUAUCUCCACUGAUUUGGAUGGCAAUUCUGUUGGCGAUUUAAUUGGGACUGGGACUGGGACUGGGACAGGAACUGUCAAUGGCAAUAAUUGUGCAAAAGAAAAGUCUACCGGUAACGACACAGUGACUGUUAUAUUACGUGAACACGAAUCUUCUCACCAUGGACAUAGUCAUAAACAUGGUCAUGUACACUCACCACCUGAGUCACUAAGCGCGGUAGCGUGGAUGAUAAUUAUGGGCGAUGGUCUGCAUAACUUUACUGAUGGCAUGGCUAUAGGCGCAGCAUUUGCAGAAAAUAUUGCUGGCGGAUUUUCGACAUCAUUGGCCGUUUUUUGUCAUGAACUGCCCCAUGAACUCGGUGACUUUGCGAUAUUAAUAAAAGCUGGUAUGUCCGUUAAGUCUGCGGUGUACUAUAAUUUGAUGACCGGUAUACUAAGCUUCAUAGGGAUGAUAUUCGGUAUCGUGUUUGGACAAUCUGCGGAAGUGGCACAAUGGAUGUUUGCAGCAGCAGCUGGUCUUUUUAUUUAUAUAGCUUUAGUUGAUAUGAUGCCUGAACUAUCAGCAGCGCACAAAUCGAUCGAGCAAUUUGUACUACAAAUACUUGGAAUGAGUAGUGGAGUUAUAUUAAUGUUAUUCAUUGCAAUUUACGAAGAUGAUUUAAUGAAUGUAUUUUCCGCAACAACUACAGCGAUCCACGAUGUUCACUGAUUCGGUCACUAAUUUUAGUAUAAAAAUAAGUCUAUAAUAAUAAACCUCAAUAAAUUAUAUAUUGUAUUUUUCAUAUAGGUAUUACAGUUUCAAUCUAAAAUAUUUAUAUAUUGUAUGCAGUCCACAAAAAUUACAAUGUUAUUAUUCGCACUUCACUGAUUAUUUAAAACACACAAACAUAAACAUUGAAAAAACACUCAUAUAAUCUAAUCGCAAAGUUAAGCAAUUGUAUUUUGUAUUUUAUAUACUUUUAAUAGUCCUAAUAUGCACGCAAUAAAUAAUCGAGUAGUUAAAUAGUCCUGUAAAUGUACUUGAAUACUGAAAAUUGUGAGUCUGACACUAAACACAACACGUACACUUUGCAACAGGAUUUGUUUUUUAUGUAAUAAUUAUAGUAGCAUAUUUUACAAUAUACAAAAUAAUAAGGCUCACAAAACUAAAACUAUUUCAAAAGUAGAACUAGAAAAAAAAUUAUAAUUGUUGAACAUAUAGAUUUUCUUAAAUUAGUUUUCCUAAACUAUAAGAAUACUAGAAUUUAAAUACACUCCUUUUUUAAUUUACAAUAUAUAUAAGCUA